ACAGACUACACAGAGCGAGGAAGUAAGGGAGACAAUGGAGAGGGAUUGUACUUCAUAGUAACACCCAGAGUGUGUCACCAAGUACUUUAGUAUAUAAAAGAGGCGAGGUUCUUGCUAAAGGGUUCAGAGAAUUACAAAGACUCAGACAGAAUCAAAGUGUUCAGAGGCUAAGAUAAUCAAAGGUUUUUUACACUGAUUCAGAGCCAACAAACAGGUACAGCUGCAUUCAUCCCACACUUAAACAUCGCUGACCAUGUGGACUUUUUUACUUGUACUGGUUGCUACUGGAUUCCCAGCUCCACUUCAAGCAGCGCCGAUUCAGGGACACCGUGGUAAAUGCAGCUUUGCUGGUGUUCUCCAUGUGAAGGGAACCAGCCAAUAUUCUCUGACUUACCAGCAGGCUUUGGAAUUGUGUCAGAAUUUAAGCUACAAACUGGCAACAAAGGAGCAGGUUAUUGAAGCUUUUAAAAACGGCUUGAGAACAUGCAGAUAUGGCUGGAUUGAUGGCCAAAAUGUCACGUUCCUCCCACACGUCAAAAAUCCAGAAUGUGUCUCCAGUUACACUGAGGUAACCUUCCAUGCUGAAGGGGCAGACUAUCUUUCUGAUGUUUACUGUUUUAACCCAUCAGAUUCAUUUGAUCAAAACGACGAUUCUGUUAAGUCUGAUCCUGAGAUAUCUACCAAUGAAAACACAGUCACAACAAACAUGAAACCAAAUGACGACAUUCUUAAGGAGGCCAAGACUGAAGGCUUUCUAGUAGAUGAAAAAAAGGUGAUGAAAAAGAGAAAAAGAGAAACUUCACUUCUGAAUGAUGAUGUAAUCCCCACUCCAAGUGGUUCAAACACACAGCAAAAUGUAGAAUCAACUCUUCAGACUUCAGACUCUAAAGACCUUGAACUGGUCAGAAUGGACACUAUGGGCAAUGAAGGUUUCUCUACUACAAAAUCAGAUGAGCAACCAAUUGAUAUGGAGCUCCCAAAAACACAGGGGGAAAACAGUGACACACAUUCAGCUGUCCCUGAUACAGCCAAUAUAACCAUAAAACCUUCUACUGUUCCAUCCUUGGAGGAACCCAAUAAAGUAACAGACACAGAAGACACCAAAGGUCCUGCAAACAAGCCCCACUUUGGGAAGAGAUCAUCCUCUAUCGUCCCUAAUAUCUUGUUCCCUGAGACAGAGGGCAGUGGAUCAGGAUCAGAUGCUAGAAUACUGUCAGAAGCUUCUGAGCCUACUCAAUUUACUACAAGCCCAGUUACUACAGAGGUAGCUGAGAUAGAAUCCUUCCAAAACAGUCAUGAGGAGGUUCCAAAACAGGACACCAAUCCUGAAGCUUCAGGUGGAUCUAAAAACCGAAUGAAUGUUCCAGUUUCACCUCCAAACCCAUCUGGUCAAGAGGGGGAGGGUACACCUGCUUGGCUGAUAAUCUUUGCAUUCUGUGUGGUUGUUGGAGCCGUACUGUGCCUAUUUGCUGCAAUUGCCACUAAAGACAAGUGGUAUGGACCAAGACAGAGCAAAAACACAACGUCUGAAGAGUAUAGUAAAGCAGUAACUCUGCCACUGUCAGAGAAAGAGCAGGAGAUAGUGACAUUGAUGAGUGCUGGUAAUCUGAAGAAUGAUACAAAGGAGAACAUUACAGUUACCUGUGUGGAUGAGCGUGAGAGAGAAUAUUUGAUGUAGCACAAGUGAGGCUAAAUAGAGGAAAAAUUAUGGACAUAAAAUGCCGGCUUUGACUGAAGCACUCAAAAUGUAUCGAAACCAAAGGUACUUUAAAAGAACUUAAGAUGGUGUAUUCUGAUUUUGGUAAACUCUGCUGCUCUGCUUCAAUGCACUCAUAUUAUAAGGAUUUUUACUGCUCAGAGUCAGAUUUUUAGUGCAGUUUGCUUUCGUUUUGUUGCUACAGUAUCUUUGUCAUCCUUUUUUACAUUUCUUAUUUCUUUUCCUGGGAGGCCCAUUUCUAAAGUAUUAUUUUUUCAAUAGUACAUAAUAAUGCUUAUCUCUUAUUGACUUAUGGUUAAGAUUUUUUGUAUGUUUUUUUUUUUUGUACUGGUUGUCAACAUCCAUUCGUAAGUACUAUGUACUGUGUGAGAUAAGAUAAAUAUUUUGAAUGUUAGGAGAAACUGCAAUGCCUUCAAGGAUUGCAGAAAUAAUUUCCAAAAUGUAUUGCAUUGAAGCAAUUGUGCAUUCGUAAAAGGCAUUUAUUAAAGUACCCUUAAAAAUGUAUUUUUACCCUCAGAGUUAUGAGCCUUUCAAUAAAAUUUCUGAAAAGAUAA
This is a messenger RNA of Myxocyprinus asiaticus (Chinese sucker), 2271 nucleotides long. Its product is annotated as CD44 antigen-like. Gene Ontology annotation, biological process: cell adhesion; inflammatory response; positive regulation of ERK1 and ERK2 cascade. Gene Ontology annotation, molecular function: hyaluronic acid binding; cytokine receptor activity. The record is from RefSeq and is a predicted model, not a curated record. The transcript has 8 exons. The coding region runs from base 254 to 1678 and encodes 474 amino acids. NCBI's taxonomy places the organism in Eukaryota, Metazoa, Chordata, Actinopteri, Cypriniformes, Catostomidae. Gene Ontology annotation, cellular component: macrophage migration inhibitory factor receptor complex; basolateral plasma membrane; plasma membrane.